AUGCGUAAAAUGGUAAAACAUAGAAAGCCCAGCUCGCUAAGUAAACAUAGUAGCAACAUCGAAACAAGUGGAUCCAGUACUUCAGAAAGUCAGCCGCGAACCCGAUCAUAUAAAUAUGUAUCCGUAUGGAAAACUACGUUAGGUGUAAUAUGUUUAUCAGUAGCUGUCUACAUUGGUACCCUGGGGUACCUGGAAACCCGGGUGAAUACUCCCUUUGACGGCGAAAAGGCAGUAAAAGAAUCAGGAUUAGAUGUUCCUGAUCGUUUUUGGGGAAGUUAUAGACCGGGAGUGUAUUUUGGUCUGAAGAGCCGUGAACCAAAAUCACCUGUGUUUGGUAUGAUGUGGUAUGAGUUGGGUACUGCUGUACAAAAGGGUAUAAGACACUGGUGUGAACAAAAUGAUAACUUACCAAGUUAUGGCUGGAUAAGACACGACGGCUUCACCUUUGGGGAGCAAAUAAUUUCUGAUCCACCUCAUAAUAUUGUGACUAGCUUUGUAAAAACACCAGGCGGAGAGCAUGGUGGGCAUUGGACUGCCAGAAUUAAUAUAACAUCUGUGAAUAAGUCCAACGAAGCCUUUAUGUUAAUCUGGUAUGGGGCAUUGGAUGAGUCACAAGGAUUCGGUCCACAGUCACGAAUGUGGGGCGAAAAGGGUGCAAUAGUGGGCUACACACCAUCGUUCGGCAAUUUUAGAGUCCACUUAAUACCACAUCAAGGAAAGCUCAUACACACAUCAUUCACUGAUGCCUAUUCACCAGGGCUGCAUCUCUUAAAGGAGAAAUAUUAUUCUCUAUUGAAGGUAGAGAAACAUCCAUUUGGCCGUUUAGCUGUUCUCGGACCUGACAAUGAACUUAAUUCUAAGAAUAAAGAUGUCAACUUCGUGCCAGUACAAAUGCUGGUAGAAACCCCAUUUGUGCUAGACAUUGUGUAUACCACGGAGGACCUAUCAGGACCACCUCUGAAAGGGGAGGAGUAUACCAAGGUGUUGGAACAGAAGAAGACGGCUUUUGAUGCACGAUUCGAAGAGGAGUUUAAAUUGAAAGACAAAGGAUAUUCCGAAGCAGAUAUAGCCAUUGCAAAGGCGGCCAUGUCGAACAUGGUUGGUGGUAUUGGUUAUUUCGACGGUACUAGCAGAGUGCAGUCACAAUACACACGGGAACCAGUGCCUUAUUGGAAGGCGGCCUUGUAUACCGGAGUACCGAGUAGGUCAUUCUUCCCUCGAGGUUUCCUUUGGGAUGAAGGUUUCCACGGUCUACUUGUAGGUCGCUGGUCUCCAGAUAUUCAGAUGGACAUUGCUGCUCAUUGGUUGGAUCUUAUCAAUGUCGAGGGCUGGAUACCUCGGGAGCAGAUAUUGGGACCGGAAUCUUUGGCCCGAGUGCCUAAAGAGUUCGUAGUGCAAAGCAACGCGGCGGCCAACCCACCCAUGUUGCUGAUACAGAUCGCAAAUAUGGUCCAACGUCGGCCAAAUCUCUUCCAACAUGAUUCCAAGCUUCGGCGAAUGUUGGAAAGAAUGUUUCCGAGACUUCAGGCGUGGUACAACUGGUUCCUUAAUAGUCAAAAAGGCAUCGAACCCACGUCCUACAGAUGGAGAGGGAGGGAAGAUGACGGGAUUCAGCUAAACCCUAAAACAUUGACUUCAGGUCUUGAUGACUAUCCAAGAGCCUCCCAUCCCUCGGAAAUCGAGAGGCACGUUGAUCUCCGUUGUUGGAUGUUUGCCGCAGCCGACGCCAUGACAGUAAUCGCCUUUGCACUGCAAAGGGAUACUUCUAAAUUUGAAGCGAUUCGUGAACAACUUGGCGAUGAAAAAUUAUUAAAUAAGCUGCAUUGGGCGUCUCAUUCAAAUUCAUAUGCUGAUUAUGGUUUGCACACAGAUGGUGUGAAGUUAGUUCGCCAAGCGUCUAAAUCUCCUGGAGAAGGGUUGAAGGUAGUCCGUUCCGUCACAAGUCCACCUCAGCCCAGGCUGGUUGCGUCGGCUUUUGGUUACAUAUCACUAUUCCCAAUGUUACUGAAAGUGCUGAGUCCGAAAAGCGAUAAUUUGGGAAAAAUCCUUGCUGUUCUGGACAAGCCGAGUUUACUAUGGUCACCUUACGGCCUGAGGUCCUUAUCAAAAUCAGCUCCAUUGUACAUGAAACGUAACACGGAACACGACCCUCCAUACUGGAGAGGUCAAGUCUGGAUAAAUAUUAAUUAUUUGGCCUUAUCCGCACUGAAACACUAUGCAAGUGUGGAAGGACCUCACGCCAGUAGAGCGGAAGAGCUUCAUACGAAACUGAAAACUAAUGUCACGGGAUACUUCUGGGAGCAGUAUUCGGACCAAGAUGGCCGCGGUUCCGGAUGUAAACCGUUCACCGGAUGGACCGCACUCUUUGUUUUAAUGAUGGCUGACGAAUAUUAG
Pieris macdunnoughi is the source of this 2394-nucleotide messenger RNA. NCBI's taxonomy places the organism in Eukaryota, Metazoa, Arthropoda, Insecta, Lepidoptera, Pieridae. The record is from the annotation of a GenBank genome assembly.